CAGUUCAUUCUCCAGUCCCUUUUUAAGCCUCCAGGGGAUUUCCUCUAUACACAGUCUAGGGUUUGGGGUUCCGUUUCUGCUGCCUGUAACCAAAUUCAGUUUAUUCACUGAAAUCGUAGAGCUUGCCUGCAUCACAUCUACAGAAUCCAACAUGGCAACCUCAUCAGUUGCGUUUAAGUCAAGGGAGGAUCACAGAAAGCAAAUUGAAUUGGAAGAAGCACGUAAAGCAGGACUUGCACCUGCUGAGGUUGAUGAGGAUGGAAAGGAGAUUAAUCCUCAUAUUCCUCAGUAUAUGUCUUCUGCUCCUUGGUAUCUUGAUAAUUCUCAGAAACCUAGCUUGAGACAUCAAAGGAAGUGGAAAUCGGACCCAAAUUAUUCAAAGUCAUGGUAUGACAGAGGUGCAAAAGUUUAUCAAGCGGAAAAAUACAGGAAGGGUGCAUGUGAGAACUGUGGAGCCAUGACCCAUGAUGUAAAGUCAUGCAUGGAAAGACCUCGGAAACUGGGUGCAAAGUGGACAAACAAACACAUUGCUCCUGAUGAAAAAAUAGAGUCGUUUGAGCUUGAUUAUGAUGGCAAGCGUGAUAGGUGGAAUGGGUAUGACACGUCCAAUUAUGCCCGUGUUGUUGAGAGGUAUGAAGCACGAGAUGCAGCUCGGAGUAAGCAUCUAAAGGAACAACAACUUAAGAAAUUGGAGGAGAAAAACAGUAACCAAAUUGAUGAGGCUGGGGCUAGUGAUGAAGACAACUAUGAAGAUGAUUUGAGGGUGGAUGAAGCCAAGGUCGAUGAGAGCAAACAAAUGGAUUUUGCUAAGGUAGAGAAGCGUGUACGAACAACUGGUGGUGGGAGCACAGGAACUGUCAGGAAUUUGCGUAUUCGGGAGGAUACAGCAAAAUAUCUUUUAAAUCUUGAUGUUAACUCUGCGCAUUAUGACCCCAAAACCCGGUCAAUGCGUGAAGAUCCUCUUCCAGAUGCAGAUCCAAAUGAGAAGUUUUAUGGGGGAGAUAAUCAAUACAGAAAUAGUGGUCAAGCUUUGGAGUUCAAGCAGCUGAACAUUCAUGCUUGGGAGGCAUUUGACAAGGGGCAAGACAUUCACAUGCAAGCAGCUCCAUCCCAAGCAGAGUUGUUAUACAAGAAUUAUAAGGUCAUAAAGGAGAAACUGAAGACUCAAACAAAGGACACAAUCAUGGAGAAGUAUGGCAAUGCUGCCAAUGAAGAAGAACUCCCAAGAGAGCUCUUGCUGGGACAAAGUGAAAGACAAGUUGAAUAUGAUCGUGCUGGACGAAUAAUAAAGGGGCAGGAGAAUGUGCUUCCUAAAAGCAAGUAUGAAGAAGAUGUUUACAUUAACAAUCAUACAAGUGUGUGGGGUUCAUGGUGGAAGGAUCAUCUAUGGGGCUACAAGUGUUGCAAGCAGACAAUUCGGAACAGCUAUUGCACAGGUGCAGCCGGAAUUAAGGCUGCUGAGGCUGCAACUGAUCUCAUGAAGGCUAAUAUUGCUCGCAAAGAGACCACUGAAGAGUUGCCAGCACCAGUGGAGGAGAAAAGGCUUGCUACUUGGGGAACUGAAGUUCCAGAUGAUCUGGUCUUGGAUGAGAAGUUGCUUUCUGAAGCACUUAGAAAGGAGAAUGACAGAAAGAAAGAGGAAAAAGAUGAAAGGAAGCGCAAGUAUAACGUUACAUGGAAUGACGAGGUUACUCCCGAAGAAAUGGAGGCGUAUAGGAUGAAAAAAAUACAUCAUGAUGACCCAAUGAAGAAUUUCCUACACUAGCUUCAGAGAAAUAUAUAUACAUAUCUAUAAUCUUCAAGGACUGUUUUUCUACUUCGGCUUCGUCAAGUGCAACUAGCUAUGCUAUUGUUCGUUGUACUGCUUUCUCCGUGGCAAUCUUUCGACUAUCUUUCUUUGUGGGCUGUUUGUUUAAGAAGUGAAAUGAAUGCUUCUGUGCAGUGAUCGCUGACUUGUUAUUGUAAAAAAUGUUCUCUCCCCUUUCCAUUCCAACUGGUGUUUUAGAAAAUUUUGUGCCAUUUUAUUUGCUGUAUUUUAAUAAAAUAAAUAUAUUUUUUUUCAA
Manihot esculenta (cassava) is the source of this 2063-nucleotide messenger RNA. RefSeq names its product pre-mRNA-splicing factor SLU7-A. Gene Ontology annotation, molecular function: pre-mRNA 3'-splice site binding. Gene Ontology annotation, biological process: mRNA splicing, via spliceosome. The transcript is spliced from 10 exons. Gene Ontology annotation, cellular component: spliceosomal complex. The record is from RefSeq and is a predicted model, not a curated record. Lineage: Eukaryota; Viridiplantae; Streptophyta; Magnoliopsida; Malpighiales; Euphorbiaceae. Bases 152 to 1765 code for a protein of 537 amino acids.